This is a messenger RNA of Physcomitrium patens, 702 nucleotides long. RefSeq lists its product as uncharacterized. The record is from RefSeq and is a predicted model, not a curated record. Lineage: Eukaryota; Viridiplantae; Streptophyta; Bryopsida; Funariales; Funariaceae. Gene Ontology annotation, biological process: sodium ion transport.
AUGGCGAUGGAGGAGGUGGAGAUUGACAUCGAGGGAGACGUUGUGGAGUCUCUGCGAUCUAUCGCCAAUUGUAGCGACGCGGAGAUUGAGGCGUUCGCUGGGGCGGCGCAAUCUGUCCUGUUGAGCUUGCAGCGGGAAGACGCAGCGCUUGACGGUCCCAUCUUUGAACAAAUUGAGGUGGAUCUGAUCAAGAAGCUGUACUCCGCCCUGGCGUGUCUGUUCGUGGAAGCGGCUAAAAGCAAUGCGUCAGAGGGAUCGCUUGUGAAGUUCUUGUCUGGAAGGAGUGGCGUGUCCGAAUCACAGGCGGAAAUUGUUGCACGAAUUUUUGUAGACGGGAAGGAGCGGUUGCGAAAGGAUUUGUCUCGUACGGGGGACUUUAGUAGCAUUUCCCGGCUGAAAGGAGUGGAUUGGCGCCUUGAGUAUCGUGUUGCGAGUGGUGACGAGGGCGAAGAGCAGGGUACAGGGCCGCAUCGGGCACCUCCGCGGAGAGAUCUUCUGUACCACGUUGUGCUGAAGACGGGAGAGAAAGUGGAGGGAGGUGAGGCGAAUGGGCAAGCAGCCUUUGCAUGUAGUGUCGAGCAGCUCCAGGAUAUGGUGUCGACGUUGAAGGAUGCGUGCAAGGCAGUUGAGAGGAUUGUGUACCAAGGGGAAGCGGUGACGUUAUUCUGCCUAUUCUUCGCUCAAGUGCUCUUGAUCGAGUAA